This is a messenger RNA of Oenanthe melanoleuca, 4057 nucleotides long. It is a transcript of the gene TCOF1, whose product is annotated as treacle ribosome biogenesis factor 1. The record is from RefSeq and is a predicted model, not a curated record. The transcript has 17 exons. Gene Ontology annotation, molecular function: protein binding. NCBI's taxonomy places the organism in Eukaryota, Metazoa, Chordata, Aves, Passeriformes, Muscicapidae. The coding region runs from base 40 to 3078 and encodes 1012 amino acids.
GGAAGUGGCGUCUCUCCGGCGCGGCACGCGGGCCGCGCCAUGGCCGCCGACGGCGGCGGCGGGCGGGAGCUGCUCGCCCUCAUCCACCAGCACCUGCUCCGUGGCGGCUUCGCGCGGGCCGCCCGGGAGCUGCAGGCGCAGAGCGGCCAGAAAUUGCUCCCUUCGCUUUCGACCUCUCUCGAGGACAUCUUUACUCACUGGGAAAAAACUCCACCAAAUUCUAAGAGAAGAAACGUGAGUGAUGAGGAGGCAACCAUCCCAGAAAAGAUCAGAGUUCCUGAUCCCGUGAGCAGCUCUGAGAGCUCAGAGAAAGAAGAGGAUGAGAAAGAGAAGGCGAAGGCUGCAAAUGCAGCCAGCCUUUCUCUGGCCACAAACUCGGUAGUGAAUGUAGAAAGCAGUGAGGAAGAUGAAUCCUCGUCAGAAGAUGAGGCUCUGCCUGGGAAAGGCACAGUGACGGUGACAGCAGCUGUGGUGGGUGGCAAAGCUGCCAACUCCCUUCAUUCGCCUCCCAAGCCUGCUGACAGAACUGUGCUCUCUAACAAGCAGCAGCCCAAUGCCCCAGCUGCAGCUCCAGCCCCAGCCAAGGCCCAGAAACUGCCCAGUCCUGGGAAGCCUGGACAUACCACAGCAGCUGUGGCCAAAGUAGGGCAAAGCAAAGCACCAGUACCGACCAAAGCACCGGAAAGUUCCAGCAGCAGCAGCUCCUCAUCCGAGAGCGAGGAGGAAGAGGAGACUCCAGCUGCAAAGGCCCCAGCCCCCAAAGCGGAGCCAGCUGCUGGGGCUGAGAGCAGCAGUGAGGAAUCAAGUGAGGACACAUCCUCUGAGGAGGAGCUGGCAGUUCCAGCCAUCCAGGCCAAGCCAGCUGUGAAAACAGUGCAGUCUAACACAACACCUGUGAAAAGUGCACCUGCUGCUCCAGUGUCCCUUAAGAAGACUGCAGUGAAGCAAACAGCACUGGCAGCAGGCCAGGCCAAACCUGCAUCAACAACGGUUCCUGGGGCUGCACAGCCUGAUGACACAUCAGAGAGCAGCAGCUCAUCGGACAGUGACGAUGAAGAACGUCCAUUAGUAACCCAAACAAAGCCACCUCCAAAAGCCGUCCCAUCCCCAGUGAAACCUACACCAGCAGCAUCACUCUCUGUCAAAGCAGCUCCAGCAAAAACACUUCCACAGUCCCAAGGGAAGGCAGCACCAAAAACAGCAGUGCCAAAGCAGGCUAAAACCUCACUGGCAAGGACUGCUGCUCCCGUGAAGCCUGCUGAAAGUAUAAAGCCAGUGGAGAGCUCUGCCUCAUCAGCCAGUGAAGAAGAGGAUCUCCCUGUGCCCAUCAGCCAGAAGAGGUUAUCAGACCAGUCCAAGCCUAUUCCCAAUCUGAGCCAGGCUGAUAAAGAUGUGCAGCCUGAAAAAGCAGUGGUAAGCACCUUGAAAAGCCAGAUUUCACAAAGUGGGAACAGUGACUCGUCUGACAGUGAGGAGGAGACUCCUGCAGCACAGAGACAGCCUCCACAAGCUGUGAAAACCAAUUCUGUGCCCCAACCAACAAACGUGAAAAAGGCACCAGCUUCAGCACCAGCCACAGCCCCUCCAGCUGUGGACAGCAGUGAUGAUUCCAGUGAGGAGUCAGAUUCAGAGGAUGAAAUAGUCCCACCUUCCCAGAAUCUGUCCCAGCAGAACGUCAAAGUAACUGCAGUUCCGAGCAUGGUGGCUACAAAGGCAAAUGCCACCCUGCCUUCAGGGAAGAGGACAAAAACUCCUGCUGUCCCUGCAGUGAGCAAAGUGUCUGAGAGCUUGAGCUCAGAGCACAACAUGCUGGCAGGAAAGGUGCCCACUGCUUCUAGCCAAGAGCAGACGGUUCCUGUGGGAAAAGCUCCUCCUGCCAGCACUGCUGUCCCAGGAAAUUCCACUGCCAAGGGGAGGAAGCCAGUCCUGCAGCCAGGACAGGACAGCCACCCAAGCCAGGCUGUGCCACCCACUCAUGCAGAGGACACCACAGACAGCAGCAGUUCCUCUGACAGUGACGAGGAGGAGGCACCCAAGCAGCCUUCCAAAUCUGGUUCUCUGCAGAAACCAGGAGGGACCCAGCCAGCCCACAGCUCCUCCUCGGAGUCCAGUGAGGAGGAGGAGGAGGAUGCGGCAUCACAGUCCCUCCUCACAGGCUACCCAGUCCUCUCCAAGACCCCAGAAACACCCCCGGCACCAAAGACGGUUUCCCCCCAGGCUGGAGGUGAGGUGGGGCCAGGGAAGGCAGCUGGGAGUGCUGCAAGCUCCCUGGCCAAGGGCUCCCUGAAAGCAGCGCCGGCCGACGGCUCGAGCAGCGACAGCAGUGACUCCGACACAGAUGACAACCAGGUGGCUGCAAACCACAAAGCAGAAAACAACCCCCCUUCAAGGCAGGAAGCUACCGAAGUCUCCAGCAAAAAGAAGGUGGCAAGAAAAACAGAGCCAGAUCAUGCCAGCCUCAAAGCUUCUUCACUGAAGAAAACCCUGGCAACGAAAGAGAACAAUGUUGGGACAACAGGGAUGCAAAUGACCUCAUCAUCACCACAUGCCCUGCUCUCCAUCCCAGAGUCACACCAGCCAAGCUCAGGGAGUGAAACUGAGGUCACCACUUCUGCCAAAGUCCCUGCAGUGCAGACAGUGGAGGGAUUGGAAGUAAAGAAGAAGAAAAAAAAGGAGAAAAAGGAGAAAAAAGAAAAGGAGAAAAAGAAACCAUCCUCCACAGCAGACAAGGCUGUGAAAACAUCCAAGAACAAAGACAAAGAGACCAAGAAGCAGAAAACGUCUCAGAAGCGGAAGCUGACAGCAGAGGAUGGGGCUGUGGGGCAGCCCAAGGAGAAGAAACAGAAAGGGCAAACUAAUGAAGAAGUACCCAAAAAGAAAAAGAAAGCAGAUGGUGACCUGGAGAAGGUGGCAAGCAGCAAGGAAAAGAAAAAAGCAGCUAAAAAAAAGAAGACUGAAAAAGAAAAGAAGAAGAGCAAAAAGGCAUCCUUGGAAGGGGUGCCUGUAGCAGAUGGCUCUGCUGAGGCUCCCAAGAAGAAGAAGAAGAAGAAGAAAGGAGCUGAGCCUGAAGGAUUGUGAGAAGGUACAUGGCCUGUGGGGACGGGCCACUGGUACCCUGAGUGAUGUAACCUCGGCCACAAUCAGAACUCCUGGGCCAGUUUUGGGAAGACAGUGUGCCCUCUAAGAGCUGGCCUUAGAGGGCCAGGGAGUGGAGCAGUGUGAGGAAUGUUGUGCAGCUGUGUGCUGGCUUCUCUGGAUGUGUCUGACCUCAACUCUGUAGCUGCUGAGAACCAGAUGUGCAGCCUGGGUGUUGCUGACCUCUGUCACCAGCAGAGAUGAGCGGCCUCUGGCAGUGUGUGUCUGUCCCUGCUGACCACAGGGAGCUUGGAAAAGUGAUGGGGAGUAGAUGGUGAUGAUGUCGCCACCUAGAAGUGGACCAGCUGCUUCUGCCCAUGCUCUGCUCAGCUGUAAGGCUGUUCUCCUCCCCAUCCCUAACUUCUAACUCCUCUCCCCAAAGGUACCGCAUUCCUGUGAUUAAAGAUUUACGGGUGAAGAUCAAACAGAAGAGAGGAAAAGGAAGCUCACCUGGAGAAUUCCAACUUUUUUAAAAAUAGUAAUUUAUAAUUUCUUUUAACUGUGACUUUUAGAGCAGAGUUGUGUAACUUUCUGUCUCCUCCUGCCCUGCUGAGGCCCAGAGAUGUGUUUUUAGUCCCUCCAGAUGGAAAGGAGCUGGAGGAGGCAGUUUGACCAGAGCACGGCAUAAACUGCUUUUCUCCACAGACACCCAGCCAUCCCUUUCUCUUACCACAGAGCUAUAUUUUUGAGAAAAACUUUUACCUUUUUUCCCCUCCUCCUGUGACUUGUGGUGUCAGUCCUUUUGCUACUACAAAGAAAGCUCUCGAGUUUCCUUUUUAUUCUAACACUGACAGUGCUGAUCAUCAUGUCCCUGGAGUUGCACUGAACAGUUGUGUCCAACAGCUGUUCUCAGCCAAGGCAGUCAAUUUUUGUUUUGUUUUUUUUUUUUUUAUGAAAUACAAAAUAAAAAAAACCAAACUGA